This is a messenger RNA of Meira miltonrushii, 546 nucleotides long. RefSeq lists its product as uncharacterized. The record is from RefSeq and is a predicted model, not a curated record. The transcript has a single exon. Lineage: Eukaryota; Fungi; Basidiomycota; Exobasidiomycetes; Exobasidiales; Brachybasidiaceae. Bases 1 to 546 code for a protein of 181 amino acids.
AUGGUUCUUGGAAUGCGUUUAUUCGGCGGUGGGCCAGUGGCAGAGCUAAAAGUAGACUCAUACGAAAGUCUAAAAUCCGAAACACUUGAAGCCCAAUCAUCGAUGGAUACAAUGAUCGAACGUUGCCAGCCUGAUGUACCAAGUGUGUUACAAAUCUUAUCAAUCGGAAGAGCAUCAUCGUCAUUAGUCAAAAAACUUCAAUCACUAUCAGAUUUCACUCAAAAAUUGACAAUCAAACCAUUACCUGUUCAAGAGGAUGCGAAUGAUUAUUUGUUGGUGCUCAAAAGUGUACGUGAUAAAGCAGAAGUGAUUGUGACGAGAAUGAAUACUCUUUAUGCACCUAUGGAAGCAAGAGGAGCAUUAAAGUAUGUCAGAGCGGAUAUUCAAUCUAUCAAUACGAGUAUGCGAAGUAUAAUAAACGAGAUGAAAAGCGUCUUUCCAGAGCAGUUUCACACUGAAGUUGGAACUAUUGUUGAAGAUAUAAGCAAAGCACUGGAUCAACUUCUAGCAAAGUAUGGAAUAGAAGAGAGCGAAAAGCAGGAAUGA